AUUGCUAUUGAUUUGAAAUUGGAACAACAGCUCCAAAGAGGGCAAAUGACUAAUGACUAUGUUUAUAUCAUCAGUGGUGGCAUGGUGUAUCAAAUUUUGGAAGUUCUGUGUUGCACUAUUCUGCAUGACAUUCUUCUAUUAUUUGUCUUAUCAGUAGCGCAGCAGUCUGAAAGUUCUAAACCAGACCGAGGAAGAAAUGAUGAGCAAGAGCAUGUAACUGUUGCACGUGCACUACAAAGGUAUAUUUUGAAGGCAAGGCUGGCUAGAAUACCAUUCCCAAUUAAAUUUCCAACACCUAAUCCAAGAUCAAGUAUACAACAGGCUCCAUCUACAACGUCAAAACUCCUUCCCCUAAUAUGUCCAAGAACUGCUCUUCGCAGUAGGCCAGUCAGUCCAUUAUGUCUAAAACCUGCUACUCCAAGUAGACCCUUUGAUACUACAGAAAGCGACACAUCAUUGAGCCCAAGGACUGCUCAAGCCAUAAGUGCCAUUUUAAGUGACAGCUUUUCGGUAGAUAGUAGCCACAAGGUUCGAGCGGAGAAGUUCCCUGCUGCUAGUGCAGCCCCAUAUAUUCCUGUCAGGCAUUUUGGCCCACACCAUCGAAUGGCUCCUCCAGUGACCAUACGGAAUGCAAUUCCUGUUUACUCUGCACCACCGCUUCCUCCACCAUCUAGGUCUCCAAGUGUUACAAGGACUCCGGGUCUGGGAGUUGCACCACCUGUCUGUGUAAGACAGGCAAUGCCGGUUUAUGCUGCACCCCCUGUUCGGGCAGAAAAGCUCCUCACAUUAGAUACAGCACUUCAAGUAGUGGAGCCCACCUUUUCUAAAGCUCCACCUGUUCAGGUUGAAGAACCAGUAGCUUCAGAGGGACCUGAAAUUCAGGUACAUGAAUUACCAACUUGUAAAGCCGUGCCAGGCAAGCCAGAAUUGGCACAUGAACAUUCUGAAGAGCAACCAUGUUCUCAACUCCAACCGACUAAGAGAGAGGAGCCAGCUGACUUAGAAAUUUCAAGGAGCGUGACAAUGCUCGUGUAAGGAACCAAUACUGCAGCUGAGGAGAAGCCACAGGAGUCUCUAGAAAUUGAGAAUUUGAAACAACUAAAGAUAUGAUGUAUUGUCAGGCAUGGGAUGGUUCGGACUGCAGAACCUUCAAUAGGCUUUCGUACUAGGAUUUAGUUUGUAUGUUCUUAUUUAGUCUUUAAAAAAAAGUCUAAAUCUGUCAGUGGCUUUCACAAUUUUCAUUUGGAAUAGUUUUAUUGAGAUAGCUGUAGUUGCCUUUUUACCGCAGUUCCUUUCCAGUUCAAUACCA
Molecule: messenger RNA, 1309 nt
Organism: Nicotiana tabacum (common tobacco)
Lineage: Eukaryota; Viridiplantae; Streptophyta; Magnoliopsida; Solanales; Solanaceae
Source: RefSeq, a predicted model, not a curated record